This is a messenger RNA of Chrysemys picta bellii (western painted turtle), 699 nucleotides long. NCBI's taxonomy places the organism in Eukaryota, Metazoa, Chordata, Testudines, Emydidae. The record is from RefSeq and is a predicted model, not a curated record.
AUGGACAUCGGCGGCCUGGAGACGGUGGUGGCCAACUCAGCCUACGUGUCGGCCCGGGGCAGCGCGGACGCCAGCGCAGCCUCCACCUUGCGGGACAAGAAGAUGCGAGCCAAGCUGAAGCUGCCCCACAUCACGCAGUGCGAGCCGCUGCGGACCCAGCUGGACCUGGACUUCCAGAGCAUCUGCCUCCGGCAGCCCAUCGGGAAGCGGCUCUUCCAGCAGUUCCUGGAGGAGCAGGAGGCCUUCGCGGCGGCCGGCGGGCUCUGGAAGAGCGUGGAGGACUACGCCGCGGCCGAGGAGAGCGAGAGGCCCCAGAAGGCCCAGAAGACUGUCAACCGGUUCUUCGACUCGGCCUCCAAGACCUUCUGCGCCUUCCUGGAGGAGAAGGCCGUCAUGAGGGUCAAGGAGGACGCCAAGCACGGGCGGGCGGAUCUCUUCCAGGAGACCGAGCGGCAGCUCCUCAAGCACCUAGAAGAGCGGGCUUUGGCCAAGUACAAGGACAGUUUGUUCUUCUCCCGCUUCCUCCAGUUCAAGUGGCUGGAGGGGCAGAGCGUGAGUGAGGAGUGGUUCCUGGACUUCCGGGUGCUGGGCAAAGGCGGGUUUGGCGAGGUCUGCGCCUGCCAGAUGAAGGCCACUGGCAAGAUGUACGCCAACAAGAAACUCAACAAGAAGCGGCUCAAGAAACGCAAUGGAUACGAG